Molecule: messenger RNA, 3606 nt
Organism: Knipowitschia caucasica
Lineage: Eukaryota; Metazoa; Chordata; Actinopteri; Gobiiformes; Gobiidae
Source: the annotation of a GenBank genome assembly
AUGAACCCGAGCAUUAUUUUGAAUGGAACAUUCUUCAAGAAAUCUCAACAAAAGAAAAGGAUAAGUCAAGAAAAUUACAAAGAGAGAUUUUUUGUAUUGAACACUAAUGAACUGACAUACUUUGACUGUCGUUCAGGGAAAGAGGUUCGGAAAGGAUCUAUCGAACUUUGUAAAAUUAAGUGUGUUGAGAUUGUGGAGACUCAACAACCAAUACCAUGCAAAUACCAAUUCCCCUUUCAGGUAUUCUAUGACCAAUAUUACCUGUAUAUUUUCACUCCUGACCAAUUCAGUCGACAAAAAUGGAUAACAGCUUUGAAAGAAAAGACACGACAUAAUGAUGUUGUUACCACAUACCACCCAGAUAUGUGGACAAAAGGCAAAUGGAGAUGCUGUCAAAAGACACAGAAACUGACAGCUGGAUGUACAGAGUAUCACCCAGUGGAUUUAGAGCCGAAAAAAGCUGUUGUCCCUGUGCAAAACCCAGAGAGGUUGAUCCCUGUCGACAAAAGGGUGGUCAUAGCUGUCCAAGACUAUUCUCCAGUUGAAAGUGGGGAUUUGGCGAUUCACAAGGACAAGAAGUACAUUUUAUUAGACGACUCAAAUUCAGACCGGUGGCUGGUGCAAGACUCCGAGGAAAAUACUGGUUACGUGCCUAGUAUAUAUGUUGCUGGAAAAUUUGAAACAAACUUUGAUCGAUUUGAUUGGUACGAUAAUGAAAUGACACGUGAGAAAGCAACAAAUUUAUUGUUACAACAGGACAGAGAAGGCGCAUUCAUGGUGCGGAGAUCAAGUAAAUCAGGUCAAUUUUACUUGUCUGUCUUCUCCAAAAGUAAUCCAGAGGAGCCAACUGUGGCUCAUUACAUGAUCAACACAAAACCAAACAGUGAAGCACCAUUUUACGUGAAGAACAAGUCGUUCGCCACCAUUCCUGAGCUAGUGCACUAUCAUCAACAUGAUUGUGAUGGGAUGGUAACUCGACUUCGGCACCCUGUUUCUCGUCCCAGCCCUCGACGGCGUACCGUGGACAAUGGUCCACAUCUUGAAGAGCAAUGGCAGUUGGACCCUCUAGAGUUGACUUUGGAUAGAAAAUUAGGAAAUGGACAGUUUGGUUUGGUGAUGAAAGGAACAUGGAGGGACAAGAAAGUGGCCGUGAAGAUGAUUAACAAGGGAGCUAUGUCUGAGGAAGAAUUUAAAGAUGAAGCCAAAACAAUGAUGAAAUUGUCCCACUGUAAGCUGGUGCAGUUGUAUGGAGUGUGCACGCAGCGCUCGCCCCUGUGUAUAGUGUUUGAGUUCAUGGAGCAGGGCGCUCUGCUGGACUUUCUGAAGGCCAGAAAGGGCUCUCACUCCCUGUCACAAGAGAGACUAUUUGGGAUGUGUUUGGAUGUUUGUGAAGGAAUGUGUUUCUUGGAGCGCUCCAACUUCAUACACAGGGAUUUGGCAGCUAGAAAUUGCCUUGUUUCACACGAUAAUGUGGUCAAAGUGGCCGAUUUUGGAAUGGCAAGAUUUGUUCUAGAUAAUGAGUAUACAACGUCUCAAGGAUCAAAGUUCCCUGUAAGGUGGUCUGCCCCUGAGGUCAUUCUAUUUGGGAGGCACAGUAGCAAAGCUGAUGUCUGGUCGUUUGGUAUACUCAUGUGGGAGGUGUACAGUGAAGGCAUUCUCCCUUAUGAAAAAAAUAAUACUUUUGAUGUGGUAAAAUUGGUCAAAAGAGGGGAGAGACUCUCAAAGCCAGAAUUAGCUCCUGAUGAUGUGCACGCACUCAUGGAGUGGUGCUGGAAGGAAAAACCAGAAGAUCGUCCAACAUUUGCUCUGCUGCUACAUCAAUUAGACCCGUACACCGUGAGGUCAUUUGGAGCCGGUUUUUGGCGAUGUCCAGGCCACAGGAAGAGACUGAAAGAAAAAGAGGUUUGGAAAGGAUCUAUCGAACUUUGUAAAAUUAAGUGUGUUGAGAUUGUGGAGACUCAACAACCAAUACCAUGCAAAUACCAAUUCCCCUUUCAGGUAUUCUAUGACCAAUAUUACCUGUAUAUUUUCACUCCUGACCAAUUCAGUCGACAAAAAUGGAUAACAGCUUUGAAAGAAAAGACACGACAUAAUGAUGUUGUUACCACAUACCACCCAGAUAUGUGGACAAAAGGCAAAUGGAGAUGCUGUCAAAAGACACAGAAAUUGACAGCCGGAUGUACAGAGUAUCACCCAGUGGAUUUAGAGCCGAAAAAAGCUGUUGUCCCUGUGCAAAACCCAGAGAGGUUGAUCCAUGUCGACAAAAGGGUGGUCAUAGCUGUCCAAGACUAUUCUCCAGUUGAAAGUGGAGAUUUGGCGAUUCACAAGGACAAGAAGUACAUUUUAUUAGACGACUCAAAUUCAGACCGGUGGCUGGUGCAAGACUCCGAGGAAAAUACUGGUUACGUGCCUAGUAUAUAUGUUGCUGGAGAAUUUGAAACAAACUUUGAUCGAUUUGAUUGGUACGAUAAUGAAAUGACACGUGAGAAAGCAACACAUUUAUUGUCGCAACAGGACAGAGAAGGCGCAUUCAUGGUGCGUAGAUCAAGAAAAUCAGGUCAAUUUUCCUUGUCUGUCUUCUCCAAAAGUAAUACAGAGAAGGGGCCAAAUGUGGCUCAUUACAUGAUCAACAAGAAACCAAACAGUGAAGCACCAUUUUACGUGAAGAACAAGUCGUUCGCCACCAUUCCUGAGCUAGUGCACUAUCAUCAACAUGAUUGUGAUGGGAUGGUAACUCGACUUCGGCACCCUGUUUCUCGUCCCAGCCCUCGACGGCGUACCAUGGACAAUGGUCCACAUCUUGAAGAGCAAUGGCAGUUGGACCCUCUAGAGUUGACUUUGGAUAGAAAAUUAGGAAAUGGACAGUUUGGUUUGGUGAUGAAAGGAACAUGGAGGGACAAGAAAGUGGCCGUGAAGAUGAUUAACAAGGGAGCCAUGUCUGAGGAAGAAUUUAAAGAUGAAGCCAAAACAAUGAUGAAAUUGUCCCACUGUAAGCUGGUGCAGUUGUAUGGAGUGUGCACGCAGCGCUCGCCCCUGUGUAUAGUGUUUGAGUUCAUGGAGCAGGGCGCUCUGCUGGACUUUCUGAAGGCCAGAAAGGGCUCUCACUCCCUGUCACAAGAGAGACUACUUGGGAUGUGUUUGGAUGUUUGUGAAGGAAUGUGUUUCUUGGAGCGCUCCAACUUCAUACACAGGGAUUUGGCAGCUAGAAAUUGCCUUGUUUCACACGAUAAUGUGGUCAAAGUGGCCGAUUUUGGAAUGGCAAGAUUUGUUCUAGAUAAUGAGUAUACAACGUCUCAAGGAUCAAAGUUCCCUGUAAGGUGGUCUGCCCCUGAGGUCAUUCAAUUUGGGAGGCACAGUAGCAAAGCUGAUGUCUGGUCGUUUGGUAUACUCAUGUGGGAGGUGUACAGUGAAGGCAUUCUCCCUUAUGAAAAAAAAAAUAAUUUUGAUGUGGUAAACUUGGUGAAAAGAGGGGAGAGACUCUCAAAGCCAGAAUUAGCUCCUGAUGAUGUGCACGCACUCAUGGAGUGGUGCUGGAAGGAAAAACCAGAAGAUCGUCCAACAUUUGCUCUGCUGCUACAUCAAUUAGAGUCAAAUACGUCCAAAUAG